Thunnus maccoyii (southern bluefin tuna) is the source of this 1469-nucleotide messenger RNA. It is a transcript of the gene alkbh2, whose product is annotated as alkB homolog 2, alpha-ketoglutarate dependent dioxygenase. The coding region runs from base 303 to 1082 and encodes 259 amino acids. Gene Ontology annotation, biological process: DNA repair. The record is from RefSeq and is a predicted model, not a curated record. NCBI's taxonomy places the organism in Eukaryota, Metazoa, Chordata, Actinopteri, Scombriformes, Scombridae. The transcript is spliced from 4 exons.
AAUUUUAGUGUAUUGAGCAACAUACACAACAGGUAAGAAGCGAGCAACCGGAGAAACUGGUUUCAGAAAUCGUCGACAGUGCAGUACAAACAUUGUCAUGUUGUGGUAGCUGUGCACAGCACUUUUUUUUUUACAACAAUCAAGAACACCGUGGUGGCUGUGAACGCAGCUUGGAUUACGCUGACUGUGUCGCGGGAAAUGACCGAAACCUCAGCGUUUUAAAUUCUCUUACAAGCACACUGUCUAAAAAUCCCCAAAAUUAAACUCCUCAGAGCGGCGCAGACAACAGGUUACUUUCUGCAAUGGAAACAUUUGUGAAUAAACGAUCUUGCACUGAUGAUGCCCCAACAAGAAGUCCAAGAAAGAAGAUUAAACUGAAGAGAGAUGAGAGGAUGAAGCAGGAGGAGGAUGCUGAGGAAGAUGAGGAUGCAGUUUCAGCAGAGUUCUCUAAUCCUGUUCCCUGGCAAAAAAUAGAGGCAGAGGGGCUGGACUGUGACUACGCUUUGCUCUUCUCCAAGAAGGAAGCAGACUGCCUUUUUAAACUGCUGGAAGAGGAAGUGGUGUACGCAACAGGAGAAGAAGCGAAGGUCCAGGUGUUUGGAAAGGUGUACAAUAUACCGAGGAAGCAGGCAUCAUAUGGAGAUGAAGGUCUAAACUACACUUAUUCUGGGGUGACACGUUUAGCCUGCCCGUGGACUCCAACCUUGGAAUACAUUCGGGAUGCUGUCAUAAAAACAACAGGACAGACAUUCAACUUUGUCUUGAUCAACAGGUACAAAGAUGGGCAGGAUCACAUGGGUGAGCAUCGUGAUGACGAGAAGGAGCUGGACCCCCUCUGUCCCAUCGCCUCCGUUUCUCUCGGGGCGGCACGAGACUUCAUCUUCCGGCACAGGGAUGCUCGGGGGAAACAGAACCACCGACAGAUUGAACCUGUGAAGCUGGAGCUCGCUGCUGGAAGCCUGCUCCUCAUGAACCCACCGACCAACACUUUCUGGUAUCACAGCCUUCCUGUUCGCAAGAAGGUCCUCCUGCCUCGCAUCAACCUCACCUUCAGACACAUCCUACUGAAGAGCAAGAAAUGAGCUAGCAUAGCCAGGUGGAGAUUAUAAACCUGGCCAAUGGAGCCAAGAAACUUUUGACCGUGUUGACCCCAAUUUAAGCUGAAUGGAAGACUUUACUGGUCAAAGGUCUCUGGUCAGAUGGACAAAUAUCACAAAUAUAAAAUGUUUGUUAAUGUAGAAAACCCAGACUGAGUGACUAAAUGACAGCACAAGGUGAAAUAAGUAAGGACUGUAAACUGGGACUCUGGAGAAAAAGCACAUUUUACAGUGAAUCAGUGGUUUAAAAUGCCCAAAAAGUUCUGACUAACUCAAGGUUAAAGGUCCACUUCAAGUAAACUUUCAUCAGAUAAAGUUUUGUGUUGCAGUUUGUGUGAAUUCUGAAGAAAGAAUAAAAUAAAAUGAAUUUAA